AUGAAAUGGAUCAUAUCAUUGUUUCUCAUUCACUUGGGACUAUGUAUAUCAAAAUCACAACCAGGUCCAUUAUCCCUUCCUAACCUCCUCGACAUUAAGGGCCUCUCUGAGCUCAAAGCUUGGCAAACGUUUGGAAACAUUCGAUAUGACGUAGGUCGAUUGCUUAUUGAUUCCUCCACCGUGGGUAAAUCUCAAGGUCAAGGUGCAAUUUGGUCUCGGAAUGAUCUUACUAACGCUGAUUCUGAAUGGACGAUCGAGUAUAUAUUUCGGACAAGUGGCACGGCUCGAGACUUGACCUAUAGUGACGUCAAUGGAUUAAGUCUUUGGCUUGUUGACCCAGUACACACAUUUCAAUUGCCACGUUUGAGUUAUGAUAAUUUCGGUGGACCAAGUUCAUAUGAUGGGUUUCAAUUCUUGAUUAGUAAUGAAGGAAGACCAGGAGUUAAGAUUUUCAAUAAUGAUGGAUCGAAACCGGGGAGUACUAAAAGUAAGGAUGCCAUUGGUGAUUGCCAAUUCCACUUUUUGGACUCGCUGGUUCCAUUCACAAUUCGUAUCAGUUACAGUAAAGCCAAGAGUUGGUUUAAAGUGCAAGUGGAUAACAAUUUAUGUUUCAAGACUAACAAGAUUGAAUUUCCCAAAACGAAGUUUAAGUUUGGAAUGACUGGUAAAGUCGCCCAAGGAUCUAGUGAAGUUUACGAGAUUCUUGGAUUAAGAGUAUGGGAUCAUUUGACCGAGGAUGCAAUUGAUGAUCAUGGAUUAUUGAAUGAUGGAGAUUCAAAGGGUGAUACUGCUACCAUUGUAGUUAAGAAACCCGAACCUAGUGGACCAGCCCAAGUUAGACAAUCAUUAAUGGAAAAGGCAAGACAGCAUAGAGAAGAAAUGAAAAAACAGGGCCAUAAUCCACCAGCUCAUCAGCAACAGCAACAACCACAGCAUAUACCUACUGCCAGUGGUGACAUGCGUGAAAUCAAUUCCAAAUUAGACCAACUUGAAUCCUUAGUGAAACAUCUUCAAAGUUCCAUCAACAAGCAAGAAACACAAAUUCAUGAUGCGAAACAGAAUCUGAUGUUACAAAAACAUGCCAUUGACGACAUUACCAAAUCAGUAACUGAUCUCAAAUCAGUCAUUGCUGAGCAAUACAGUCAAUUACUUCAAGCCGUAGCCCAAUUAAACCAAAAGGUUAUAGGCGAAGUAAGAGAACAACAUUAUGGGAUGGAAGAACUUUCCAAAAAGGUUGAUCUCCUCAUGGCUAACCAUAAGGAAGUUGCAUAUCAAUACGAACGAGAAACUCAACUGGUUAAACCAAGUGCCGGGUUCAUGGACGUGAUGAUUUCUUGGAUUCUCGUACCGUUGGUGAUUAUUCUUUUACUUCUUUUGGUGUUUGUCUAUAGACUUAGACACGACAUUAAACAUUCAAAACUCUUAUAG
Spathaspora passalidarum NRRL Y-27907 is the source of this 1428-nucleotide messenger RNA. RefSeq names its product Emp46p (gene EMP46). Gene Ontology annotation, cellular component: COPII-coated ER to Golgi transport vesicle; Golgi membrane; endoplasmic reticulum-Golgi intermediate compartment. The transcript has a single exon. The record is from RefSeq and is a predicted model, not a curated record. The coding region runs from base 1 to 1428 and encodes 475 amino acids. NCBI's taxonomy places the organism in Eukaryota, Fungi, Ascomycota, Pichiomycetes, Serinales, Debaryomycetaceae. Gene Ontology annotation, molecular function: D-mannose binding. Gene Ontology annotation, biological process: endoplasmic reticulum organization; Golgi organization; endoplasmic reticulum to Golgi vesicle-mediated transport.